Molecule: messenger RNA, 1380 nt
Organism: Mytilinidion resinicola
Lineage: Eukaryota; Fungi; Ascomycota; Dothideomycetes; Mytilinidiales; Mytilinidiaceae
Product: amidohydrolase
Exons: 1
Coding region: 1-1380 (459 amino acids)
Molecular function (GO): hydrolase activity, acting on carbon-nitrogen (but not peptide) bonds
Source: RefSeq, a predicted model, not a curated record
AUGAGCCAAUUGGCCAUUAGACAAGCUACCAAUAACUACCAAACCUACUACAAACCCUACGACUCCUCAACUUCCCCCACAACCCCAACCCUAUCAGACCCUCUCCAACACGAUCCAACCCUCACCCUCAUCACCACCGACCUCCUCAUCCCUGGCCGCGGCCCCCCCACCAAAGCCACCGCCGUCGUCCUCUCCUCCAAGACCAACAAAAUCCUCUUCGUCGGCCCUAUCCCCUCCCUCCCCCCAAAAUACACCCACCUCCCCCACACCCACACCCACGUCCCCAUCCUCCUCCCCGGCCUCUGGGACUGCCACUGCCACUUCCACGGUGCCACCACCCUCAAUCUCACCCCUAUCGCCACCACCCACCCGGCGACCGCCGGCGCGCGCCUCGCCCGCUCCGCCGCCGACACGCUCGCGGCCGGCUUCACCUCCGUGCGCGAACUCGGCGGGUACGCACCCGAAAUCGCGUCCGCAAUUGAGGACGGGAUUAUCCCCGGCCCAACCAUCUACAGCGCCGGCGCGGCGCUGAGCCAGACGGCCGGCCAUGGCGACCUGUUCGACCUGCCCGUGGGGUGGGUGUGGCAGUGCCAGGGGGUCGGCGCGGGGAUCUCGCCGCUGUGCAUCGCGGACGGGGUGGAGGAGUGCCGCAAGGCCGUGCGACUGCAGAUACGGCGCGGGGCGAAGGUUAUUAAGGUGCUGGCGAGCGGGGGCGUGUUGAGCAUUGCUGAUAAUCCGCUGUACCAGCAGUUUUCGGAUGAGGAGUUGCGGGUGGUUGUGGAGGAGGCGGGGCGGGCGCAUCGGGUGGUGGCGGCGCAUGUGCAUGGGAAGGAGGGGGUGAUGGCGGCGUUGAGGGCGGGGGUGAGGACGGUGGAGCAUGGGACGUGGCUUGAUGAGGAGGCUAUGGAGGUGAUGAAGGAGAAGGGUGUUAUUUUGGUGGCGACGCGGACGAUUGUGAAGGAGGCAAUGAAGAAUAAGGACUUGAUGAGUCCGGAGUCGGCGAAGAAAAUGAUGGAGGUGAUUGAGCAGAGUGAUCGGAUGUAUGCGGCUGCUAUCAAGGCGGGGGUAAAAAUUGCGCUAGGAACAGAUCUUGGGAUUAGCACGCCGGGUCAGGGGUUGAGUCAUGGGAAUAAUGGGGGUGAGUUUGCGUAUGCGGUUGAGUCUGGCAUGACGCCGUUGGAGGCGAUUGAGGCGGGGACUGCGAAUGCGCCGGAGACUUUGGGGGAGCAGGCGCCAUUGAGUGGGCAGAUUCGGGAGGGGUAUGAUGCGGAUGUCAUUGCUGUGGUUGGAAAUCCGCUAGAGGAUAUCAAGGUUCUUGGGAGUGCGAAGAAUAUCAGCCAUGUGUGGAAGAGGGGGGAGUUGGUUAAAAGUCCUUCGUAG